Molecule: messenger RNA, 1248 nt
Organism: Penicillium chermesinum
Lineage: Eukaryota; Fungi; Ascomycota; Eurotiomycetes; Eurotiales; Aspergillaceae
Product: mitochondrial 37S ribosomal protein uS5m
Exons: 2
Coding region: 1-1248 (415 amino acids)
Biological process (GO): translation
Cellular component (GO): ribosome
Molecular function (GO): structural constituent of ribosome; RNA binding
Source: RefSeq, a predicted model, not a curated record
AUGAGUUUCGCCCGGCCGGCGAGAUGCGUGUUUUGCAGCUUCACCCGUGCUGCCGCGCCAGUUCCUCGCGUGGCUCGUCGCCAAUUCCACCCAUCAUUGGCGCCCCUACAGAAUCGGAAACCGAAAUACCCCAAUGUCAAGGCGCCCGAAGAAGGAUCCCCUGAUGCCGGAAAGCGAGUGUUGAAGCCUGAGCACUUCGAGGCCUACACCAAGGAGGACAAGGACCGCUUGGCAAAGGAGUACACUGCCGCUCAGAUGGACGCCAUUGCCGCCGGUGAAUCUGCCAUUGACCCCAAGGAUAUGGCCGACCAGUUCCGACCGCGGGACGAUCCCAUGAAGUUCAAGUACCUGGACGACUUCUCGGUGAUUGAGCCGGGCAUCGACCGACAUGUUCGGGCGCCCGAGUCCAACUCCGACUACGACUUCAAGCUCAAGAGCGAGGACGAUUUCGUGGAUGAUUUCAGCCGCUUCUUUGCCGAGAUGCCAGAUGAUGCGAGUGGUGCGGAUUUCGUGCGAUUUGCAGAUGAGCUGCGCCUGACCCAUGGCAAGGAGGAGAAUGAACUGAACCCGCACAGCUCGCUCGUACCGGACCUCUUUGGGCCUGGGGAGACCGUCGACGAGCCUCGCACGGAAGAAAAGAAGAGUGCGGCAGAAAGGGGUGAGAAGGAACGCUCUUUGGUUGCUGAGGAGAUGACCGAUGCCCUGAAGAGCCUUCUCCUCGCUACGGGCUACACCGAACGCCAGGUCAGCGAGCUCCGCACCAAAACUCUCGUUGCACACAGCGUCACAAACCAAACUCGUCUUGGCAAGGUUCGUCGGGCCUACCGUCUCUCCGUCGCGGGCAACGGCAAUGGGUUGCUGGGCAUCGGCGAAGGCAAGUCCGAUGAGGCUGCUGAUGCCAAGGUCCAAUCGGUGUACCGUGCCAUUCGUAACAUGCAGCCUGUUCCUCGAUACGAAAAUCGUACAACCUUUGGCGAUGUGAAGGGCAAGGUUGGGGCCGUUGAGUUGCAACUGAUGCACCGCCCUCCAGGAUUCGGUCUUCGCACCCAAUACCUUAUCUAUGAAAUGUGCCGUGCGGCCGGUAUCCACGAUCUUUCAGCCAGGGUAAACCGUUCUCGCAACAAGAUGAACACUGUCAAGGCUGCUUAUCAGGCACUCAUGAGCCAGAAGGAUCCCGAGGAAGUCGCUCGGGCUCGCGGCCGUAAGAUGGUCGAUGUUCGCAAGGUCUACUAUGCUGGCAAGACCUAG